Molecule: messenger RNA, 1458 nt
Organism: Lathyrus sativus (Indian pea)
Lineage: Eukaryota; Viridiplantae; Streptophyta; Magnoliopsida; Fabales; Fabaceae
Source: the annotation of a GenBank genome assembly
AUGGAGCCAUCCACAAUAUCAUCCACCAUUAUUCCCCCAACUUCAUGGUUUACACCCAAAAGGUUACUUGCUAUAUUUUGUGUGAUUAACUUGUUAACCUAUUUGGAUCGAGGAGCAAUAGCUAGCAAUGGUGUUAAUGGUAGUAAAGGAACAUGCACUGAAGGUGCUGUUACUUGCACUUCUGGUUCAGGAAUACAAGGGGACUUUAACUUGAACAAUUUUGAAGAUGGAGUUUUAUCAUCUGCUUUUUUGGUAGGACUUAUGGUGGCUUCUCCAAUAUUUGCCUCUCUAACUAAAAGUGUAAAUCCAUUUAGGCUUAUAGGAGUUGGAUUGUCGGUUUGGACUCUCGCAACCUUAUUUUGUGGUUUUUCUUUUGAUUUCUGGUCCAUUUUAGUCUGUCGAAUGUUUGUUGGUGUUGGUGAAGCUUCGUUUGUAAGUCUAGCAGCGCCUUUUAUCGAUGACAAUGCCCCGGCUUCUCAGAAAGCAGUAUGGCUCGCAGUAUUUUACAUGUGUAUACCAUCGGGAUCUGCGAUCGGCUAUAUCUAUGGUGGUUUGGUCGGGAGUCAUUUUGGUUGGCGUUAUGCAUUCUGGAUAGAGUCUAUAUUGAUGCUUCCAUUUGCUAUUUCCGGAUUUUUAAUGAAGCCUUUAGAGUUAAAAGGGUUAGUUCCCGCCGAUUUGAUAAAGGCAGAAGUACCAGAGGAUAAAUCCAAUUCUACGUCUAAGGCGAAAAUGUUUGAUGAGUUCUCAAGAUUUUGGAUCGAUAUGAAAGCGCUUCUGCUUAAUAAGGUUUAUGUUAUUAAUACUCUAGGUUGCAUAGGGUACGUCUUUGUCUUAGGUGCGGUGGCAUAUUGGGAUCCGAGAGCGGGCUAUAAUAUUUACCACAUGACUGAUGCAGAUUUGGUAUUUGGAGGAAUUGCGAUGGUAUGUGGAAUAGUAGGCACGUUAGCCGGAGGUUUCGCUCUCGAUUUUGUGAAUAACAGUAACACCUUAUCAAAUGCAUUUAAGCUUCUCUCGGUGACAACACUUUCUGGUGCAGCAUUCUCUUUUGGUGCCUUCUUAUGCGAAAAUGUGAAUGCCUUUCUUGCACUUUUGUCUAUCGGCGAACUUCUUGUUUUCGCCACUCAGGGUCCUAUGAAUUAUGUGUGUCUCCGUUGUGUUGAACCAAGUUUGAGGCCGCUAUCGAUGGCUAUGUUAACCGUUGCAAUUCAUCUCUUUGGAGAUGUGCCUUCCUCGCCUCUUGUCGGACUUCUCCUGGAUAGCAUUAACAACUGGAGAACAACUAUGUUGAUCCUAACGACCGUAUUGUUUCCGACGGCUGGAAUAUGGUUUAUCGGAGUAUUUGUGCAUAGUGUGGAUAGAUUUGAAGAUGAUAGUGGAAAUCAAGUGUGCACCAUACCUUUGCUUCAAGAGAAGACUGAAGAAACAUCAACAUCUAAUUCACAAUCUCAAGAAUGUUGA